Messenger RNA from Cylas formicarius (sweet potato weevil), 1256 nucleotides. Its product is annotated as acidic mammalian chitinase-like. Gene Ontology annotation, cellular component: extracellular region. The transcript is spliced from 8 exons. The record is from RefSeq and is a predicted model, not a curated record. Gene Ontology annotation, biological process: chitin catabolic process; carbohydrate metabolic process. Gene Ontology annotation, molecular function: chitin binding; chitinase activity. NCBI's taxonomy places the organism in Eukaryota, Metazoa, Arthropoda, Insecta, Coleoptera, Brentidae. Bases 77 to 1222 code for a protein of 381 amino acids.
UUCCGAUAAAAUAACGCACCCAAUUACCGAAUAACAGAGACAUUUUUUGCUGGGCUCAGCAGACAUCUCUCUCAAAAUGUUGUCGUUCAAAGUGUUGAGCUGCUUUUUACUUUUCAGUUUGGGCUCUUUAAGCAUUAAAGGGGAUAAUAAUUGCGAUACCAAAACCGAGAUAGUGUGCUACUAUGGAAGCUGGGCAAUUUACAGGCCGGACAUUGGUCUUUUUUCCACUGAAAAUAUCGACCCCAACUUGUGCACCAGAAUCGUCUACACAUUCAUCGGUCUCGAUAUCAAUUUGAAACUAACGUCUAUCGAUAGUUACAGCGAUAUCGAUCUUGGUGGUUUCAAAAAUGUCACCUCCCUGAAGGAAAAGAAUCCUUGCCUCAAAGUGGUAGUUGCAAUCGGAGGAUGGAACGAAGGUUCACUGAAGUACUCUGUGAUGGCUUCGACGGCGACAUCUCGCGAGGAAUUCGCCAACAACGCGUUAAAGUUCUUGGCCUACUACGGGUUCGACGGACUCGAUUUGGAUUGGGAAUAUCCGGGAUCCAGAGGCGGGAUAUCCGACGACAAAGGGAAUUUCGCCCUGCUGUUGGGCGCAGUUCGGGAAAAAUUUGAACCGUGGGGAUUCCAACUUAGCAUAGCCGUUUCGAUCGACGAGAGUAUCGCCGCAGCCGCCUACGAUGUGUCUGCGAUUAACGGGCUGGUAGAUUACGUACAUUUAAUGGCUUAUGACUACACGACGGGCACUUCGGACGUAACUGGACUGAUAGCACCUCUUAGUGCCAUUAAAACGUCAGUCAACUUUUGGUUGGACCAAGGUUUGUCGGCGUCGAAACUGGUGCUGGGAAUACCGACGUACGCUAGGUACUUCGUUUUGGAAGACGAGAACAAUCACGACCUAGGUGCCCCGGUGGAGGAAAAAAAGUAUGGCGGAACCUACACCGGCGAAGACGGUUUCUUGGCUUACUACGAGAGAAAGAUGUUAAUGGCGAGUUACCCCAACUGCAAGACGGUGACAGAAGACAGCAACGUGUAUUCUUAUUGCGAAGACGAAUGGAUGACCUACGACACCGAGGAAACGGUCGCAGUCAAGACUCAGUACGCAUUGGAUCUGAAACUUGGUGGUGUUAUGGUAUGGUCUUUGGAUACGGACGAUUUCAGCGGAUAUUAUGGGACAAAAUACCCCCUUCUCACCGCUAUAUACCACACAAUUAACGGUUCGUAACAUAAAAAUGUAAUUUUGUAAUAUUUGAUCAAAA